Molecule: messenger RNA, 991 nt
Organism: Musa acuminata AAA Group (dessert banana)
Lineage: Eukaryota; Viridiplantae; Streptophyta; Magnoliopsida; Zingiberales; Musaceae
Exons: 6
Coding region: 26-709 (227 amino acids)
Biological process (GO): translation
Cellular component (GO): mitochondrion; ribosome
Molecular function (GO): structural constituent of ribosome
Source: RefSeq, a predicted model, not a curated record
CGCUCGCUGUCUUCGUCCGUUGGGAAUGGCGCACGCCCGUUGCUGCCGAUCCGCCGCCUUCCGCCGCCUCCUCGGUUCGCAGCCACCGUCUUCGCGCGAUGGCGUCACCAACCCGCUCUUGUUCGCAGCACAGGGCCUUCGCUACCGCAAGCUUGAGGUCAUCCUCACCACGACGAUCGACAAGUUGGGGAAACGGGGGGAGACGGUGAAGGUGGCGCCGGGGCAUUUCCGCAACCACCUGAUGCCCAAGUUGCUCGCGGUCCCCAACAUCGAGAAGUACGCCUUCCUCAUGCGGGAGCAACGCGAGCUUUACCAACGAGGAGUGGAAGCUGCAAAAGAAGCUCCUAUGAUCAAGGAAGAUAAAGGGCAAGACGAGACAUCUGGGAGGUCUCUUGAUGAUUCUGGAGGGGCCAUGGUGGAUAAAAUGAAGGAAUAUCAUGCAGCAGCGAAGCGUCUUGAUAAUGCUCGCCUUGUCUUGAGGAGGUAUAUCAAAAUUGACAAUGAACUCCGUACACCCGUGACGAAGGAUGAAAUUGUUGCUGAGGUUGCGAGGCAGCUUUGUGUCAACAUACAUCCUGAUAACCUGCGCCUUCCAUCCCCACUUGGAUCUGCAGGAGAGUAUGAAAUCCCCCUCCUCCUACCAAGGGAGAUACCUCGCCCGGAAGGAAGGGUUCAGUGGACCUUAAAUGUCAAGAUCCGGAGAAAAUGAAAGCUGGCUUUUUAGUUCUGUUAAUUUAAAAUAAUAAAUAUCUUCAAGAAUUUUUUUUAAAAAAAUUUACCAAGUCAAUUUCAUCCAAUGUUUUUGUGUUAACAUCAACCCAUGUAGCUAGAAAUUUCUGAGGACCAGCAGGUUUUGCAGUCUUGCGAUUAUUUUGAUGUAACACUAGUCAAGUUAGAUGCAGCCCGAUGACUUGAGUUAACUCUUUUUUGAGUUGUUGAUUAAGAUAUCUGGAGAUGUAAUCGAUCUUUCUGCAUAUGCUUUAUUGUCUUA